Trichoderma harzianum CBS 226.95 is the source of this 4841-nucleotide messenger RNA. RefSeq lists its product as hypothetical. The record is from RefSeq and is a predicted model, not a curated record. The transcript is spliced from 3 exons. Bases 212 to 4672 code for a protein of 1486 amino acids. Gene Ontology annotation, molecular function: protein binding; ATP hydrolysis activity. Lineage: Eukaryota; Fungi; Ascomycota; Sordariomycetes; Hypocreales; Hypocreaceae.
GCUUUUCGGUAUCUAGCGCGCGUAAGUGAGGCGGAGAAAGCGUCUAGUCUGUCACUUGAGGCUCUUGAGCCCCUGUUACUGGCACGUCUUGCCCCCACAGGAGGCGGAGUGACUAAACGCUGGUGUAGCCAAAGUCGUGAAAAUGAGAUUUUGAACAUUUAAAAUACCCAGCUCUUCUUAUGCGACGGAGAGUGCUGGGAGAAAGAGCAUCAUGAUCGCAAAGAUGGGUGAUGAUGAGAAGCAGCCAUCUCAGAAGUCUCCGGGGAUGGAGACGCAGUUUGCUGCCAUCUUGGCGGAUGCUGCGAAGCUCUUCAAAGAUCCAUCCGACAAAGGCCUAACACUAGACGAAUUUCUGAAGCCACCGAUGAAGACAAUAUCCGAUUUAAAGCAGCAGUUGACGACUCAGAAUGAUCAGUUUAGCCACUUUCGAGAAAAGCGCCAGAGUAUCUUCGAUGCCAUCGCAGUGACUCUACGACCGAUAGAGUUGAUAGGAGACAUUGUUGCUGAGGGAGUUUCAGAAGCUUUCCCGCCGGCACAGGGUAUCUUUGCUGCGGUCAUGUAUCUCAUAAACGCUGCGCACGAUGUUUCUUCCAUGUACGACUCAAUAUUAGAGCUAUUUAACCAACUCAAGGACUUCACAUCGAGGCUUGAUGUGUACUUAAACCACGCACUUAGUCCUGCACUGCGUGAUAAACUCGUUACCAUACUGGCGACUUUGUUCGAGGUUCUCGUUAUCGCCACCAAAGUCGCGCGCAGUGGAAGAUUUAAGGCCUAUUUCAAGAAACUCGUUGGAAUCGAGAGUCCUGUUCAACCAGCGCUGGAAAGGCUCAAUGCCCUUACUCUAGGAGAAGAGCGGCAAGUCAUUGCAGAGACUUAUGGCGGUGUCGCCGAACUCAACCUCAAGACAGACAAAGUCGAGAACCUCGUCGCACAAAUGAAUCAAAAUAUUCUGGACAUGAGGUUGGGACAGCAACAAAAUGGAGGUCUUUCCUACAGAGACAGAUUGAGAGAGGUCUUAGAACCUACUCCGUAUGCGGAAGACUCGUACAAUGCAUUCAACAAGUAUAGAGUCCAAGGUACUGGUGACUGGCUGCUGGAAGAUGAAGGGUUGAAGUCUUGGAUUCAGGGCGAGACUCGCCAUCUAUGGGUGUGCGGUAAUCCUGGCACCGGCAAAUCUUUCCUAACAUCACGACUUAUUACAUGGGGCCUCGAGAAUCUCCCACAGCUAGGAUAUUUCUUCUUCUCCGCCAAUGAUCCCGAGACAAGAUCUGUGCUGCAGGCUUUACGCGAUGUCGCAUAUCAACUUAGCGAAACGGAUGCAUUUUAUGCCGAGAAACUCGCAAGGCAGCUUCAUAGCAGCGACGAUAUCAAGACGGUGCCCAGCGCAUUCAGAAGACUUUUUGUACAGCCGUUCUUGGAUGAUACCCGCGAUAAGACUACUUACAUCUUUCUCGACGGCAUUGACGAGGCGGAACAGAGUGACAUCGAGCAGCUUCUCUCCUUGCUUGCCCCCGAAGACGACUCUGAGCCGUCAAAAUUGCAAUUCGCAUUGACUGGAAGGUCUUAUUUGGCAGACAUAGUGUCUUUUGCAUUGGAUCCGAAUGCAGUUGGUCAGGUAUAUACAACGAUUUACGUGACACCGGAUCGGAUUGCAGAUGAUGUGAGCGCCUUCAUCUCUGAAGGCGUGCGGCAUUCAAGGAUACUCAGUCGAUCUCCGGAGGAUUUCAAGCAAGAAGUCAUCGAGUCCAUGAAGAAGCAAGUCGACGGCCUCUUCAUUCUAGCAAAAUUUAUGCUCAACGAGAUCAAUCAGAAGCGACACCCCAGUUCGAUCCUCAAAAGCUUGAAAUCCUAUCCAAAGGAGAUUAACGGAAUGCUCAACGAGACACUCGCCAAUCUCUCUGUCACCAUCUCGGAGGAGGAUGCUCGUGACCUUAGCGAGAUGCUGCAGUGGGUGUCUUGUGCCGAAGAAUCGCUCACGUUGGAGCAGUUGGAAGCUGCGCUCAUCAUGAAAUUCGGAGAUCCUCCCCUGCGACUUGAGGAGUCAUUGCGGGGCCAAUACUCGUGCUUCUUUGCACUUGAGCGUGAAGAUGGAUUGACCACGGAUGAUCUGCUCAAAGACUUUGCGAGAACGCAUCGAGAGGUGUAUCUGGAUAGAAAUUAUAGGAAUGAAAGCCCGCGUCCUCGAGGCCUCAGUUCUUCUGAUACUAGCAGUCCUGGUCGAAGAGUCAGUCCUGCUGGUAGAGGCAGUCCUGGUAGCAGAGUAAGUCCUGGUGGCAGAGGCAUCUUUAGCAGUCCGACCAGUCCGCCCACAGCCGAAACAUCUAGCCCGACCCGACAUUUCAGCCCGGCGCGAAGUCCCGGAGUUUUUGACGUUUCUAACGAGGUCGAUUUCCGGUCGAAUCCAUCGACAACUUAUGUUACUUUCUCUCACACAUCAGUGAGACAGUUCUUCCGUGAUGGAAAUGAAAACACUGUUCAUGCUACCAAAGGAGGCGUCAUGGUUGGAUUUGACAUGAUGAAAGCUCGCAUCAGUGUCUUGAAGACUUGUCUGAGAAUCUUUAACGAUAGGUCAUGGUUCGAUAACCAGGAGCUGGAUCAUGGCAAGGAAGCUAUAAAACAAUACGCUGCAUGGUACUGGCAGGAGCAUUUGACAGCACUCGAUCCGGCAAGUGUUCCAUCAGAACAUAAGAAGGAGCUUGGCAUGAGCAUAUACAACAUGCUUACUGUCGAGGACAUCAUAUACGACUGGAGCACCAUGUAUGAAAAGAACAACGAGGGACUGGAGGUGCUUACCGACUCUAAUAUCAAAGGCCUCCGCAAAUGGCUCAAUGACCCCGAGAUCCUUGCGAGCCUCACGACUGAAGCGAAGCACUUUGUGGCCAAAUCGGUCAAAGAGGACUUGGGAAUAUGUCAAGCGAUCGGUCAAUUUUAUGCAAAACAAUGGCUUUGUGCAGACUUUUACAAAUAUGUUCCGACACUGUUUUGUUUUAAGAUUGUCCAAAAUGUGGCAUUCAUGAGCGAAGAACGCUCAUGGUCUCAGGCACAGAGUCGCUGGUCCGGAACGCCAAUUAGAGAGAGGGUGUUGAAAGCCAUCGAAUGGGCGAAUUAUCCCGAAACAGCGCAUUGGCAUCGACGGCUCGGAAGUACAUAUCUGAUGCUGGGACUCUAUAGCGAUGCCUUGAUCCAUUACAACAAAGCCCUUGAAUUGGAUCACAACAGCGUCGGAACCGCCGGGCGCAUUGCCUACUGCCUGUCCAAGUAUGGGCAGUACGAUGAGGCCUUGGCUCAGGCCCUAAAGUGUGCUGAGAUUGAAGAGAAAAGCAUUCAAGAUGGCGCGUUGCAAGGCUUUGCGCUGUCCAGCAGCAAAUGGCGGCUGUACAAAGAUUAUCUGCUUAUUGCACGCUGCUCUUACAUGACUGGGAAGAGAGAGCCUGCACUUGAGUACUUCCGCAAAGCAAUCGACAGCUCGCCAGCUGCAAAUUUGAACUCUUCUGAACACUUUGAGGCUGAGAUUGCUUAUUUGGAGAUGUUAGCAACCGAGAACUUACACCCUGAAAUGAUGAAGCUGCUCCACGAAUUGGCGAAGAAAACCAUCACCAAGGAGAAGGAGGCGAGUUUGUUAACCAAUCUACUCCUGGAAAAUUGCGAUAAGCACCUCACCAUGGAAUGGAUUCCCAAAGCAGCUUGUAAGACUGGAGAGGUAGAACUCAUAUUGCACCAAUAUGAAAUUGCCAUCGAGAUUGCUCACACUACACGCAACCAGAUGGGUGUUCUUUAUCUGCGUCUGGCAUAUGGGAACACCUGUGCGUACAAUCGCGAUCUCGAUCAGUCGAUUGCUAUCUUUGAGCAGAUUUCUUUGAUUGAAUAUAGGCCGCGCGGUAAUGUUCCAACGCGCCAUGGACAUGCAACCUCUUUCCAAAAGCUGUCUGCUCUAUAUAAGCAAAAGAUCCUUCAAACAGAUCUCACCUCUCCUGAAGCCAUGGAGUGGCUGGAGAAAUUAGAGCAGGUCCAAGAAAAGCAAAGCAAGCAUCAGAAUUUAGAUAUUCCCGCAGAUAAAUACGGCUCCGAUGUCAACAUUGCGUCUAUAUACCUCGCAAUGUUCUAUCGCCUCCUCAAAAAGGAGCUCGAGGCCCGACAGUUGCUGGGAAGCCUGGUCAUCAACAGUCUCGACAUUUUGCUCGACGAUGAGCCGCGCAACGACCGAUAUGCAGUGGAAAACCUGCUGCAAAUCUUUGUCGCGGCCAACGAUGCCGAAAAUGCGCAGGCACUGGCCCGAUCUAUGAGAAAAGUCAACCGAGCUGCUGCAAUGACCACGCCGCUGGCUUCUCCUGUACGCACAAGGGUCGAGCCGAAGCUGCCUGAUAUCCAGUCAGUCAAUAAAGCAUGCGCUCAAUGCUUGAACAACAUCUCUAUGGCUGAGAAUUUCUACCUGUGCCAACUUUGUGUGGACACUUAUUGCGAGAAGUGCUUGAAUGGAAUCAUCAAGCAGCCUGGGAACAAGACUGGCGAUCGCAAACUCGAUGUUGUUUGCCGCAGUGACCACGAGUGGUUUACAAUACCGCCGUUGAAUCAGUUUUUACACACUGGAGAAAUCCUUUGGAUUGAUGGCAUGGUGAAGAACUUUGGGGAGUGGGAAAGCGCAUUGAGAAAGAGGUGGUGCGAGAACAAUUGAUGUUUUGACUUGGUUGAAGACUGCGAUUAUUUUCUUUCAUUUGGCGAUUGAUCGGCAUUAUGUGAACAGGUUCCUUUUAGAGAGCACAAAAUACCCAAUAGCGAUUAAACAGAUUUCAUAAAUAGAGACAGUUUAUUAUUAUUAGGAUAAAUGAGAAGAAAAAAAGAAG